UCGGGACUGUCGCCAGGGUGAGACACACUCGACUUUCCAUGUCCAGUCCAUCUUUGGCCGCUUGUUUUUCCCUUUACCUCUCCCUGCGAGCAUCCGGACACACGCCUCUUCAAUAUCUCACCACUCUCAUUUCUUAAUAUCAAUUCCGCCCUUGUGCAGCCUCUCGCUAAGAUCCGUUUCAAUCGCUACACGUUUCGAGCCAUACCCCUGAAAACAACCUCCCACGCAUUGGAUAGAAUCAACGACAUCCAAACAGCUAAAGCCCGUGCCCAGCCGAAUUGAAGAUGAAAGGCUCCGGCCUCUUCUCCGUCCUCUCGACACUCCUGCUUGUCUUCAUCGCUUUUUCGUCGGCUUGGCCUUGGCCUGGGGCGUGGAACAAUCAUGAGGUUGAUGCGUUGAUUGUGCGGCAGGCGGAGGAAAGCGAAACAGACAAAGCCACAGCCACUUCGAGGUCGGCGUCAGCAUCCAAAAGUGCUGCCUCGGAGUCAGAGUCAGAAUCGGCGUCGGCCUCCGCGUCCGCGUCUGCUUCAGCCUCUGCAUCUGCGUCAGGGUCGACCUCGGCCUCAAAAUCAGGAGAUAAGACUGCGUCAAACACCAAGAGCGGGACGAAAACCAGUCAGACGAAAACAACGUCCAUUGACGCCCGUCUUCCCCCGGGCGGUGUUUCUAUGAUUACUCCUGCAGCUAUUGACGGAGUCCAAUACUACAAAGUGGGCGAUCAGAUCACCUUCAAAUGGAAUUACACUUCCCUUUCGGUGACUCCGUCAGCCAUCGAUGUUCUGGCUUCAUGCUCUAUGAAUGCUGCCACAUACACCAUCUCGUCGAACAUGUCUGUGGAAGAGACCGGAGCUGUUACCUGGGACACGGGCGAGUACCAGUCUACGGCCACGAAUCCCUUCCCAGUGGCGAGCUAUACCUUGAUAAUUCAUGACGCAGCCAAGGAUGUUACGGAUGUGGCAUCGGCUGGAUAUUUGAAUGCAUAUUCGCAAUACGUCUUUGGCAUGUACACACCGCAACCAUAUACUCCCUUGAACGAAUUCAAAUGUGCCACCUGCAGUGGCGCGCUCUCAGUGCACGAAAAACAAGCCCUGGGUGUUAUACUGAUUACCGCGGCCAUCACGACCAUGUCCUUCACAUGGUUUGCGUCUGGAUUUGGCGUCUUUUCAUGAACACGUCACGGUUCCAUCUAUAUAUUUAUAUUCCGUACCCGACGAAGUCAAAUCGUAUGACAAAUAUUGACGACACGUAUUGUUUACAGCAUAGCGACCCAAUUGGAAAAUUGUAUUUGGAGUUGGUGGGCGGAGAACCUUGAGGCGGACGGUGCCAUGAUAAUCUAUCGGAAACAUGCAUAAAUCUGGGACGGGGAAGAGGAUAGGCGCAUCCUGGCGAGCGGAAAAAUGGAAAUCAAAGGAUAGCGGCUCCUUAUGACGGGGAGAAAGAAAAAUUGACCCUUGCGAUACGGGAAGAGUAUGGCUGUGUCGGCCAUUGUCCCAGAUCAUAUAUUCGGGAAAUGCGAUAUAUCAACUCUAAUGAGCAGUGGUCAUCCACAUCCACAGCAAUUUCUAAUUGUGAACCAAAUUCCGAAACCACGGUGCAACGCAAAUCGUCAACGUACACGCCCGAACCCACACCCACAGAGUAACAGAGUUGUGAUACUGGAUAUCAGCAUUGAUUGCUAUGUUGCCCAUUCCUCCCGAUUCAGUUCAUUUGUCACCGGGAUUCUACCAACAUGGAACCAAGAUCAAUUUGCUUCACAGCCUUCCGUGAAGGGGGCUUGGUGGAUUCGACACGGCAGCCACAUUGCUCGAAGGAGAGGGAAACUAGGACACCGGCUUCUGUUCCGGUUCAAGCCUUAUCGGCCAGCUGCUCGAGUCUGCUCAGCAUCGUUACAAAUUCUCUGUCGAUUGCUAUGCCGAUUGUCAGUCUGCCCGCAGGGCAAACGGAACCUUCUUGACGCAUGUGACAAGCAUGUACUCACCACCCCUUUCCUAUUGCAUGUGAGAAAAUCCGUCGUUUCUUGAGCUGCGAUCAAAGCAGGGGGAGGUUCAAGAAGUACAAAAGCCCGUGACUUGUGCUCCCUUCAGACUUCCUUUGCCCCAUCAUCAAGCACAGUCCAAUUCCUGCCUUGUCUUUAUCUGCCUGCCUCACUUUGAACAGCACGGUUUCUUCUAUCUGUGAGCUCGAAAGAACUAUUACACGUCAUCUCACCUGCCUUGCCCGUGAAUCAUCGCCUCAAGCAAUCUUGUGUUCAGGCAAUUGGGAGACAUUCUUUUGCUUUGAGGCGAUUAGAGCAGCUUGUCUGUGCUUCAUUUUCGACCGGUUGCUUCUCGUUGCCAACCGACAAUCCAAUCAGACAGCACAGAAACGGUCCCAAGGCCAGACCAGCAAACCCGCCUUGCGCCUGUCGAGACAAGGCGCCCUGGAGAGCUUUUGGUACAUUGGUCACGCAGGGGUUUACUUCACGCGUUGAGGGUUUUGCCGAGACCUUGUACCGGUUCCAGUCGUCCAAUCCUCGCCUCACUCAGCACCGCUCAAGAGCCUGACCACUUAGACGACUGUCCAAGGUACGACGAAACGAAGGGACGAAUCAAGCACUGAGCCAUUGAUCUGGACAAACGAACCAGACGCCCCAGUUUCGAGACACAGCUACAGUGCAAUCCGAGUUCAUCAAACUGCCAUAAUCGACAAAACAACAGCAAACAGACAAACUCGCAACCAUGCCUGCUGGACGCCAAUCGACCUUGUCCGCGUCUACACGACAACCCAAGUCCUGGCUCCCUGAACACGAUGCGUUUAUCCGCCGUCAUGCCCGCAACCGCGAGGACGCAACCAGCAUCGGCAUUCUCUUUGAGACCGAAUUCCCUGGUGUCCGAGUUACGCGUGACUGGAUCGGGAUGAGGAUGAAGCAGUUGGGGCUUCUUUAGUCCUAAGAGCGACUCUUUUCGUCUGGAGGUCAACCGAGCUUUGGCGGUAAGGGCAAUAGGACUGUCUCGUCGCCCGAGCGACCAGAGUUUCUCUUUCAUUAGAAUCCCCAGUGGCAGCAUGUCCUCAAUCAUGGCAGGAGUAGGAGAAGGAGCAGGACUGAAAGAAUGGGGCUAGAGGAUGAGGUCCAGACGUGCGUGAAGGAGCUGACCCCGAUCUCCCCUACUCAGGCGUUCAUCGUCUGCCUCUUUGUCUCUGUCUCUCACAUACAAGACAGGUGGUACCAGUCAGGAAUGAAAGAUUGAGUGGGAGGAGUGGGCGUUGAGUUGUGUUUCUUGACUUAGACUUGUGCUUUAUGAUCUUUUCUCGGGCGAGUGCGACCUAAAUCUGAAUGUCUUGUUAACUGUCCAUUCAAAGUUAGCAAGCAAAAGGUCUUCAUGAAUUUUAAAGCCUAGUUGGUUGAACUUGCGAAAAUGUCAUGAAAAACGGGUCGUGUGUCCAAGCUCUUCAAGACCCGGUUCAAAGUAAAUAUGUCCUUCUAUGUGUAUAAAUCAUUAUGUCGAAGUGUUCAGGAGGCGAUGGGCGCCCCGAUCGUUCAUGAAGGCAAAACCCCUAAAGGCGAGGAUGAUAACCAACUGCACUAUAUGGGACGGUUGAUCGAGAAACAUACCAGAUACUGCAGUGGGUAUGCUUGACGUCAGUGACAUACGCCAACAGGUUCGUAUUUCUUGCUCGCUGCCGGAACGAUACUACAGCUGAGAGCUUUGGAGAUAAGAGGACAAAAUUCUACGGAGACACAGUACAAGACAGAAUGCGAAAGGUUCCACGAAAAGUAUGGGACCAAUGUCUAGAUUGGGACAUAGACGGUAGUAUACGUAUUGUAGAAAAAAGUACAGCUAUA
Exophiala dermatitidis NIH/UT8656 is the source of this 3823-nucleotide messenger RNA. RefSeq lists its product as uncharacterized. The record is from RefSeq and is a predicted model, not a curated record. The transcript is spliced from 5 exons. The coding region runs from base 285 to 1169 and encodes 294 amino acids. NCBI's taxonomy places the organism in Eukaryota, Fungi, Ascomycota, Eurotiomycetes, Chaetothyriales, Herpotrichiellaceae.